Molecule: messenger RNA, 750 nt
Organism: Dovyalis caffra
Lineage: Eukaryota; Viridiplantae; Streptophyta; Magnoliopsida; Malpighiales; Salicaceae
Source: the annotation of a GenBank genome assembly
AUGGAGGAAUUGACCCAAUCAACCCAAAAGAUUUUCAUAUUAGGAGGACAGAGCAACAUGUCCGGUCGCGGAGGCGUCAUCAAAGACUCCCCCAACAACCAGAAGCUCUGGGACAGGGUGGUACCACUAGAGUGCCAGCCUCACCCAAACAUCCUCCGUUUAUUAGCCGAACUCAAGUGGGAACCAGCAGCUGAACAAAUUCACGCCGACAUUGACAAGAAAAAGGUUUGUGGGGUGGGGCCCGGCAUGUCGUUCGCCAACGCUGUGAGGGAGCGGAUCACCGGGGUGGUGGGUUUGGUGCCGUGUGCGGUGGGUGGCACGGCUAUUAAGGAGUGGGCUCGUGGGGAGGAGUUGUAUGAGAAUAUGGUGAAGAGAGCGAAAGAGAGUGUGAAAGGCGGUGGAGAGAUUAAGGGUUUAUUGUGGUUCCAAGGAGAGAGUGACACAUCCACUCAGAUUGAUGCUGAUGCAUACCAGGAGAACAUGGAGAAGCUGAUUGAUAACGUUAGAGAGGAUCUUGGUUUGCCUUACCUUCCUAUCAUUCAAGUAGCACUUGCAUCAGGAUUGGAUGAUAACUACAUGGAAAAAGUAAGAGAAGCACAGCUAAAGAUUAAUCUCCCAAAUGUGAUAUGUGUGGAUGCCAAGGGAUUGGAUCUCAAGGAGGAUCAUCUUCACCUAACAACUGAAUCUCAGGUUAAGUUGGGCAACAUGUUGGCUGAUGCUUACCUCAAACAUUUUGCAGCAUCCCAUUGA